UGAAAUUUUCGUCAUUGUUGCUGGCUACACGCUGCUUCAUUCACGUCAGUUUUCUUUUCAGGAAACACAUGGAUGGCUGGCGGUAAUAGAAAUAAUAAGAAUUUUAUUGCAUAAUUGGUGCAGUGCAUGGGCAAAAAUAAUCGAUUAAAAGUGAUCCACGUAGCCUAUUGGUUUGGAAGCUGCCUGGGAAGUUUCACCGCAGCUCCAAGUGUGGAAAGUCAGAACCAAUGGAAGACGAAACGGUAGGUGGCGACUCUCUCUUGCGGAAACUGAAACCCAAACUGAUCGAUAUCUUGACUGCAGACCCUGACCUGGUUCUACAACACACCGACUCUAUCGGUUUACUUACAAGGCGAGAAUAUGCAGACGUCAAGUCUAUCCCUAAACCGUCAGAUGAGGUGCGUGACCUUUUGGAUUAUGUUAUCCAAAAGGGGAGUUCCACAUCACUGCGCUUUCUAAGUCUCCUCCAGGAAAAAGAAAUGCAAGAAACUUUUCCAAGACUGGGAUCCCUGAAAUGGAAUGGAGAUGGAGAACUAUACCAAAAUGAAAAAAACAUUGAGAAGUGUGGAGUCAAAAGACAGCAGCCAAUGACAGUGGAAGAACUCCCUUCAAAACUGUUAUGCACAAACUCUAUUGUGACUGAAAAGGAUUUAAUGCUGGUCGCAAGCAAAAUCGGGCGGCAUUGGAAGCAGUUUGGCAGAGUGGCAUUGGGCAUCUCAACAGUACAGUUGGACCAAGUUGUUGCGGACAACCCUUGCAACCUGGUGGAGCAGAUAUUUGCCAUGCUACGCAUCUGGAGUAUGCGUGAGCGGUCAAAGGCCACCGCCAAACACCUUCACUGCCUGCUUUCUGAGGGUGACUGGGCACUACCCCCUGACGACAUUAAGUUCCUCCUUGAGGGCAGUUGAGGGCUUUACUCAUGCGCCCAUACACCCUGUAUACACAAUGUGUUCACCAUAUGGCAGCACUCCACACAGAGCAGCCCUGUGCUGAUCCCCUAAUGCCAAAGCCAGUUCAACCAGCACAACCAAAACUGAUACAUUUCAGCACAAGUGACUGAAAGUGCUUUGUAUGUGUGCUGUUGAGUCCUUCAGAAUGGUUAUCCACUCAAAAAUUAAGUAUAGUGUUUUUUUACUGUUUUGUAAUUCAGAAAAUUACAACUGUGUUACAACUGUGUUGUGUAUAUAGAUACAUUGAUUUGUUUU
Messenger RNA from Clupea harengus (Atlantic herring), 1205 nucleotides. RefSeq lists its product as uncharacterized. NCBI's taxonomy places the organism in Eukaryota, Metazoa, Chordata, Actinopteri, Clupeiformes, Clupeidae. Gene Ontology annotation, biological process: regulation of apoptotic process; signal transduction. Gene Ontology annotation, molecular function: protein binding. The record is from RefSeq and is a predicted model, not a curated record.